This is a messenger RNA of Theileria parva strain Muguga, 457 nucleotides long. RefSeq names its product RING-box protein 1B (gene rbx-1). The coding region runs from base 107 to 412 and encodes 101 amino acids. The record is from RefSeq and is a predicted model, not a curated record. Gene Ontology annotation, cellular component: nucleus; cullin-RING ubiquitin ligase complex. The transcript has 2 exons. Gene Ontology annotation, biological process: ubiquitin-dependent protein catabolic process; protein ubiquitination. Gene Ontology annotation, molecular function: cullin family protein binding; ubiquitin protein ligase activity; zinc ion binding. Lineage: Eukaryota; Apicomplexa; Aconoidasida; Piroplasmida; Theileriidae.
GAUUAUACAUUUUAAUAAUGAAGUGAAAUUAUUUUAAAUUUAUUUAUAAUUAACCAUUUGGGAUCAAAAUUUCAAAUUUAAUGUGGAAUAAACAGAUGCUCAGUAGAUGGGAAUCAGAAUAAGAAGACCAAGGUUUGUUGUAAAAAGAUGGUCGGCCGUGGCGGUGUGGUCAUGGAGAAUGUCAGUAGAUAAUUGCGCUAUUUGUAGGAAUCAUAUUAUGGAUCACUGUUUAGACUGCCAGGCCAAACAUAACAAAGAAUCUCAAGAUAUUACAGAGCAACCAGGAUGUACUAUUAGUUGGGGAGCUUGCGGUCACGCAUUUCAUCUACAUUGUAUCUCUACAUGGCUCAAAACCAGACGUGUGUGCCCACUGGACAAUACACAGUGGGAUUAUAGACCAGAUGGAUUAUAAAUAAAUUUAAAAAUCAUUUUAAAAUCAUUUUAAUUGUAUUUUACC